GUAAUUUUAUCAACAUUGCAUCUGCUGCCACCCGACACUAUUCAAUAAAAUAUUUUAUAAAUAAAAAUGAAAAUAAGGCAAUAAAAUAUUUUUCAUUAAUUAAUAUAAACUGCAAUAUAAUUGUAUUCAGGAUACCAUUUAUUAACAAGAAGUGAAAGAUGAGGGAACUUCCUCGGAUAACCAGAGCUCUCAGAGCACAUACACAGUUGGAUAAGCCAAGAUGUCUGAAGCCGUCUUUGGAGUCCCAAAAUGUCCACACUUUCAAGCGAAGCGUUCAGAGAUUCAAAUCAUUCUCUGAUAUUUACAAUUAUAUAAAACAAAAUGAGUUAGUACCAGAAGAAACACUAGAUCUGCUGAAAAAACUAAAAGAAGCAUGUAAACAGAUGACUGGAGACACCAGUGAUGAAAUUAUAGAAGAUGCAGCUGUUAUGACCUUGAGAAUGUUCCUGGACCAAGAUAUUGUGAUGUUAAAACACCUUUCUCAACUAAGACAGACCUUUGGAAGUGUUCAAUCAUCCACAGCUAAUAAGAUUUGUGAGAUCGUAACACAAAUAUCUAAUAACAUCAAUGAAGAUACCAAGGAAUAUAUAAGAAAGGAAAAUAUAGAGGAGGAGAAAUAUCUUAAGCUGUGGGGUGAACAUAUUCAAUGCAAUUACAUCCCUUAUAAACCAGUAAAGAAAAAUCUACCAAAAUUGACAAACAAACCAGCUACCGACAGCUCAUUUGUUAAGGAUUUCUCUAUGAAAUAUGCAGCGGAUAAUCGAAACAAUAAUGUGGUACAGGCUGCUACACCACGUAAUGAAUCCAAAUUUGGCAAAGUUUGGUUAGAAACCAAAGUUGGUGAAUUAUAUGAAAACUCUGCUGGUAUGUCUAGUGCAGAUAUCCUACAAUCCAUUAUAACAUUCCUUAAUUCACCGCGAACAAAUGAUGAAAUGCAGAAUGAUCUAUUUGAGCUAUUGGGCUUUGACAAGUUUGAGUUCAUUCAAGAAAUUCUGGAACACCGGCAAGAUAUCACUGAUAGUUUGCGAGCUCCACCUCAACAGCCCAGCAUAGCAGAAAUUGCUGCACUUCUGCCUGAAAACAAAAUGCCUCAAUAUUUAUGUCAAGUAUCGGUACAAUCAGAGCAAGAGAAACUGUUGGCAAAACUAGUGAGAAAGGAAGAGAAGAAAGCAAAAAGUGCUAAAAAAGUUGAAGAUGAUGAUGAAGACCAGGAAAUAAAUGUUGCCCAGCUAAGAGCUAAGAGAUUAGCUGAGCUCACCAGACCGGUAGUACCAUUUUCCACAUCAAGGUCUGCAAAUAAUAUAGAUCCAGUGCUACAAAAGAUAUCAUAUUUUCAAACUAAAGUGCAGUAUCCCAAUGUAUAUGAUUCCUCUAUAAAUGCUAAAAAUUCUGCCGGUUUUGUAUCGGGAAUGAAAUUAAUCCUUCCCGAAAAUGCAGUACGUAAAGAUUACAAAGAAUAUGAAGAGGUCGUAAUUCCUAAAAAUGAACCUGCGCCUCUGGAAAUUGGUAACACACGUGUUCCUAUAUCCGCCAUGGAUGAAAUCGGUCAAAUGGCGUUUGAAAAUAUAAAAGAGUUAAAUAGAAUCCAAUCAGUGGUAUUCAACACGGCUUAUAAUACGAAUGAGAAUCUAUUAAUUUGCGCACCGACCGGCGCCGGGAAAACUAACAUAGCGCUACUUACUGUGGUGCAUCAAAUAAAACAACACAUCGAAAACAAUGUCAUUAUGAAGAACAAGUUUAAGAUAAUCUACAUAGCUCCAAUGAAGGCUCUAGCAUCAGAAAUGACGGCAAGUUUUGGCAAACGGCUGCAAGGGCUCGGUAUUUCCGUACGAGAACUGACUGGUGACAUGAAACUGACCAAAACUGAAGUGCAACAGACCCAAAUGAUUGUUACUACGCCAGAAAAGUGGGAUGUUGUUACUAGGAAGGGAGCAACGGAUACAGAACUAGCGUCCAUAGUAAAACUACUUAUCAUAGACGAAGUGCAUCUCCUGCACGGGGAUAGAGGGCCGAUAGUGGAAGCGAUUGUCGCCAGAACGCUGCGGCAAGUUGAGUCCACGCAGAACAUGAUAAGAAUUGUUGGCCUGUCCGCCACACUGCCUAAUUAUUUGGAUGUUGCUAGGUUCUUGCGAGUGAAUCCCAACAUUGGUCUAUUUUUCUUCGACUCCCGCUUCCGACCGGUACCAUUAGAGCAACAGUUUAUUGGAGUAAAAGAUAUUGGGAGCGGUGGAGGAUCACAUUUAAGACAGAUACAACAAAUGAACGAAAUAUGCUACGACAAAGCGGUGGACAUGGUGCAGAAGGGCCACCAGGUGAUGGUGUUCGUGCACGCGCGGAACGCGACGCACCAGACCGCUAUGGUGCUGAAGGAGUUGGCGCAGAAGAAGGGACACUUGAAGCACUUCGAGCCGGAGGACUCGGGUGGAUUCCUGAAGGCAAAAAAAUCAAUCGGCAGCAGUCCUAACAAGCAACUAGCAGAAUUAUUUGCGUGCGGGUUUGCGUGUCAUCACGCUGGUAUGUUGAGAAGUGAUAGGAAUAUGGUAGAAAAGUAUUUCUCGGAGGGCUACAUAAAAGUCCUUGUGUGUACAUCUACCCUUGCUUGGGGUGUCAACUUGCCGGCUCAUGCGGUAGUUAUAAGAGGUACAGAAAUAUACGACCAGAGUCAUGGUACAUUCGUGGACCUCAGUAUAUUGGACGUGUUGCAAAUAUUCGGCCGGGCGGGUCGGCCACAGUUCGACACUUCUGGAACGGGGAUAAUUAUCACAACGCACGAUAAACUGACGCACUACUUGAAGUCCAUGACGAAUCAGUUCCCGAUUGAGAGCAACUUUAUCAAUUUAUUGGCUGAUAAUUUGAAUGCUGAGGUAGCUCUAGGGACGGUAACAAAUAUCGACGAAGCUGUGGAAUGGCUCAGUUAUACCUAUUUGUUCGUGCGGAUGAGAAUCAAUCCACAGGUAUACGGUCUAACAUACAGCGACGUACAAGAAGAGCCAAUGCUAGAAACAAAACGCCGCGAGUUAAUAACGACUGCGGCCAUGUUAUUGGACAAGACUCACAUGUUGAGGUACAACGAGCGAACCGGGGAUCUUAAUAUCACAGAUCUGGGAAGAACGGCGAGUCACUAUUAUAUAACGUGUGAAACCAUGGAGGUGUUCAACUCUAUGGUCCGCAAGUCUAUGACGCAAGGUUACGUGCUGGAAAUGUUGACUAGGUGUUCUGACUUUCAACAGCUUAAAGUCCGGAAAGAAGAGUUAACAGAGCUUUGGAGUUUGAAGGACCAAUAUUGUGAGUUGCGUAUCGAAGACGCACCAGAGGACAUCCAUUGGAAGAUAAACAUUUUGUUGCAGACUUAUCUCUCUAGAGGGCGUGUGAACCAAUCCUCAUUACAGUCUGAUUUGAACUAUAUUAGUCAGAAUGCAGUACGUAUAAUUCGCGCGCUUUUCGAAAUAACGCUCAGAAAGAACAACGCAUACAUGGCCGGCUUGUAUUUGAAGAUGGCAAAAAUGUUAGAAUUGCAACAAUGGGACUUCUACAGUGAUAUGCGGCAGUUUAAUUGUUUCCCGAUGGAGGUGUUGAGGCAUAUUGAGUAUCCCAUGCUGAAGCCUGAUCAAAUAAGGGAUAUGGAUUGGAAGGAAGUUGGUGAUCUUUUGCGAAAUCCUAAAGCAGCUCGUCACCUUAAGAAAUGCGCUGAUGAGUUUCCACUGCUGGAAAUGGAAGCCAGCCUCCAUCCCAUAACACGAACGGUUUUGAGAAUACGACUCACCAUCACGCCUAACUUUAAAUGGAACGACAAAUAUCACGGCAAAGCGCCUGAAGCGUUUUGGAUAUGGGUCGAGGAUCCAGAGACUGACAUUAUGUAUUAUCAUGAAUAUUUCCUUAUCACUAAAAAACAGGUCAUCACAAAUGAACCGCAGGAACUAGUUAUCACGAUACCAAUAUCAGAACCUUUACCUCCGCAAUACUACAUUCGUGCAACUUCUGAAAGGUGGCUAGGAUCGGAGAGCGUUUUACCACUCACCUUCCAACAUUUAAUUCUACCAGAAACCCAUCCACCGCAUACAGAUCUGCUGGAACUACAACCGCUUCCAGUGACAGCUCUAAAUAACCCAUCAUACGAAAUGCUAUACAACUUCACCCACUUCAAUCCGAUACAAACGCAGAUUUUUCACUGUCUGUAUCACACGGAUAACAACGUACUAUUGGGCGCGCCAACUGGCUCCGGAAAAACUAUCGUCGCUGAAGUGGCCAUGUUUAGGGUGUUUAAUCAGUAUCCUGGAUGUAAAGUUGUAUACAUCGCUCCAUUGAAGGCGCUCGUCAAAGAAAGAAUAAAAGAUUGGAAAGUACGCCUACAAGAGCGCCUUGGAAAGAAUGUUGUUGAAUUGACAGGUGACGUGUCACCCGACAUUCGAGCUAUAAAGAGCUCCCAAGUGAUAGUAACGACGCCAGAGAAGUGGGACGGCAUAAGUCGUUCGUGGCAGACGAGAAACUACGUGCAGGAUGUUGCGUUGAUCGUUAUUGAUGAGAUUCAUCUGCUGGGUGAAGAUAGGGGACCGGUGCUGGAAGUCAUCGUGUCGAGAACGAAUUUCAUUGAAUCACAUACAUCAAGACGUUUGCGUAUCAUUGGUUUAUCGACUGCUCUAGCUAACGCCAAGGAUCUCGCCAACUGGCUCAAUAUAGGUGAAAUGGGUCUGUAUAACUUCAGACCUUCUGUGCGACCUGUGCCCUUGGAGGUGCACAUAUCGGGCCACCCCGGCCGGCACUACUGCCCGCGCAUGCUCUCUAUGAACAAGCCGACCUUCCAAGCGAUCCGCACGCACUCGCCCGCCGCGCCCGCGCUCGUGUUCGUGUCCAGCCGGCGGCAGACUCGGCUUACAGCGCUAGAUCUAAUAGCGUACUUAGCAGCAGAGGACAAUCCGAAACAGUGGCUGCACAUGCAGGAAAUGGAAAUGGAAUUGAUUCUAUCGAACAUUCGAGAUUCCAACCUCAAACUAACCCUUGCCUUCGGUAUUGGCAUACAUCACGCCGGUCUGCAUGAAAAAGACCGAACCACAGUCGAGGAGUUAUUCAUUAAUCAGAAAAUUCAGGUUCUAAUAUGCACGGCAACACUGGCUUGGGGCGUUAACUUCCCCGCGCAUCUGGUAGUCAUUAAGGGAACGGAAUAUUUCGACGGAAAGCAAAAGAGAUACGUCGAUAUGCCCAUAACUGAUGUGCUGCAAAUGAUGGGUAGAGCUGGAAGACCUCAGUACGAUAACGAAGGAGUAGCCGUGGUACUGGUUCAUGAUCAAAAGAAAAAUUUCUACAAGAAAUUCCUUUACGAACCGUUCCCGGUCGAGUCGAGUUUACUGCAAGUAUUAGCGGACCAUUUGAAUGCUGAGAUUGUAGCUGGUACUGUACAGUCAAAGCAGGAUAUCUUGGACUACCUAACUUGGACGUAUUUCUUCCGGCGACUACUCAAGAACCCCACAUACUACAAUCUGGAGAGCUUAGAGCCACAAGACAUAAACUACUAUUUGUCUAAUCUGGUGCAAACUUCGCUAGAUGCCCUGAUAAAUGCUAGCUGUGUAGAAAUUGAAGAGGACGAAAGAACGGUACAUUGCACGUGGAUGGGGCGCAUUGCGUCGUAUUAUUAUCUGUCCUACAAAACGAUGGCGCAUUUCACGGCCAAUCUGCACGGCGACCUGGAUUUCGACGCGUUACUGCGCAUAUUGUCGGAUUGCGAGGAAUACGCCACCCUGCCUGUUAGACAUAAUGAAGAUAUACUGAAUGGAGAAUUAUCGCAACAAUGCCGUCUGCCGGUAGACUCAUUGUCGCUAGACUCGUCCCACGUUAAAGCGUUCUUAUUGCUACAAGCACAUCUCACAAGGUUGCAGUUACCGAACACUGACUAUCUCACUGAUACCAAGUCGGUUUUGGAUCAAACCAUAAGAAUUAUUCAGGCGAUGAUAGAUACAUCCGCAGAGAACGGCUGGUUAUCCGUUUGUCUGUGUUGCCAGAUGCUCAUGCAAAGUAUAGUGCAGGCUCGCUGGCCGGCCGACUCGCCCUUGACCACUCUACCCCAUAUAGAAUCGCAACAUUUAUAUAUGUUUUCCAGUAUGACCAAAGAUAUGAAUAAACCUUGCAACACUUUGAAUGGGUUGAAGGUCACUUGUAUGAGGAACUACGAAGUGCUGGCCAAGUACUUGAGGCGGGAGUUCGAGGAGGGACAAAUUGAACAGAUUUACAAGGUGAUAACAGAUCUACCGACCCUCGACAUCAAGUUCCACGUCCGUGGUGUCUGGUUCGAGAGUGACUGCGAGCAAGAUAAGCGGAUCCAGCAGCCGCAACGUAAGGACCAAUGGACCCCGUUACAUGCUGAUCAGGAAUACACAAUUCUAUUAGAAAUGCAGCGUCGCGGUGGUAGUUCGAACAACGUGAUAUGUCCACGGUUCCCGCGCUCAAAGAACGAGGGCUGGUUCAUUACCCUCGGGACCAUAGAGUAUGGGGAACUGCAUGCGCUGAAACGAGCUCCCGCUAAAGGGAAUACUCAGAUAACCUUUUAUACUCCGUCGAGAACUGGUCGGAUAAUUUAUACGAUAUAUAUAAUGAGCGACAGCUAUAUGGGGCUUGACCAACAGUACGAUCUUCAGUUUGAAAUUAUCGAUCCUCUGCCGGAAGAGACAGUAGACAAAGUAUAUGAUACUAUUGAUAAAGUUCUACUUGAGUGAUUUUGUACUUUAUAUUAAAUAAAUAAAAUGUUGAUAUACU
Messenger RNA from Zerene cesonia (dogface butterfly), 6744 nucleotides. RefSeq names its product activating signal cointegrator 1 complex subunit 3 (gene obe). The coding region runs from base 159 to 6704 and encodes 2181 amino acids. Lineage: Eukaryota; Metazoa; Arthropoda; Insecta; Lepidoptera; Pieridae. Gene Ontology annotation, molecular function: nucleic acid binding; ATP hydrolysis activity; ATP binding. The record is from RefSeq and is a predicted model, not a curated record. The transcript is spliced from 40 exons.